GCCACCAUGCAGCACUAUGGAGUGAACGGUUACUCUCUUCACGCCAUGAAUUCUCUGAGUGCCAUGUACAACCUUCACCAGCAGGCGGCGCAACAAGCCCAGCACGCCCCUGACUACAGACCCUCGGUGCACGCCCUCACGCUGGCAGAGAGACUGGCCGGCUGUACAUUUCAAGACAUCAUUUUGGAGGCCCGUUAUGGAUCCCAGCAUCGCAAACAGAGGAGAAGCCGCACAGCCUUCACCGCCCAACAACUGGAAGCCCUGGAGAAGACUUUCCAGAAGACUCACUAUCCAGAUGUGGUGAUGCGGGAACGACUGGCCAUGUGCACCAACCUACCGGAAGCCAGAGUACAGGUUUGGUUUAAGAACCGAAGAGCCAAAUUCCGGAAGAAACAGCGCAGCCUCCAGAAGGAGCAGUUGCAGAAGCAGAAGGACUCAGAAGGGAGCCACAGCGAGGGGAAGACGGACGCUCUUGUGCUGGAAAGCCAGACUUCCGCCCCUGACGUAGACAAGCCACAGAGCCAGCCGAGCGAAGCCAGCACGGAGCUCAACCUCACCUUGUCGGAGCAGUCGGCCAGCGAGUCCGCAGCAGAGGACCAGACGGACAGAGAGGAGGACUUUAAGAACCCCUUGGAGGAGUCCAAAGCAGACAAAGGUCCCGGCGCUGAGAGCAAGGCUCUGAACUGCAAGAGAGCCAGUCCAAAAGCAGACUCUCCCAUCAGUGCCACGGUAACGCCUUCCUCCAGCAGCGGCAUGUCUCAGACUCACUCCUACUCCUCCUCACCUCUGAGCCUCUUCCGUCUCCAGGAGCAAUUUCGCCAGCACAUGGCCGCCACUAACAACUUGGUCCAUUACUCCUCCUUUGAAAUGGGGACCCCAACUGCCAUGCCCUACUUGGGCAUGAAUGUCAACAUGGCGCCCCUCAGCUCUCUCCAUUGUCAGUCGUAUUACCAGUCGCUCUCCCACGCCCAGCAGGUCUGGUCUUCACCCAUCUUGCAGGCGUCUAGCUCCCUCCCUACCCUGAACAGUAAAACGACAAGUAUUGAGAAUCUAAGGCUCCGGGCAAAGCAGCACGCCGCCUCCCUCGGACUUGACACCUUACCAAACUGACCGCAAGGCAGCAGGGGAACCCCCACCCUACCGUCAGCCGCAAGAGAAGGCACCUUCCGCUGGCACUAAACGUGUGGCUCUUUUGAAAAUGCACAGCUCUCCUCUCCACCUGGAUCAAGGUGCUCCCUUUCGGGGGAUACUUUCAAUCCUUUACUUCUUCACUAGCUCCAUUUUCACGUCCGGUACUGCUACUGGCCCCACUUCCACUGAAGUAUUUAAUAAAGAAGGAAAGAGGGCAUGUACUUAGAUGUUAAAAAAAACUCUCCUGAGGACCGAGGAGUUAAAACUGUCAUGUCCAGAAAGAUCCCUCUUUCGUUGAUACUGUGAUAAUGUGCCGACUGUGAUUUUUGUUUUGUUUUGUGCUCUGGAAAACCUAGUCUCCUCGUACUGUAUAUAGAUUCUAUUGUUGAAAACAUCCUUCAUUUGUGUGUUGCUGUCUGUGUUGCCUUAUGCAGAAUUAUGGAGCAUUUUGCUAUCUUUCCUCCCUCCCCCUUUCUUUCAGAUUUAUACUUGUAGUAGCUAGAAUCAAAAUUACAAUCCAAAAAAACCCCACAAGCUCUGAGCGGGAGAUGCUUCUUUGGCCAGAGUUCUGAAUGAGUCUAGCAAGAGGAAUUCAGAGAAAAGAUUCUGAAUGCCAUUAUCAUAUCUUCUCCAGUUCUCCGUUAAAACCAACCUGCAAACGCCAGGGAAUGAUGUAAAGGGUUGUUUCCUGUUAAAGCACUUCCCGUCGGUAGGAACUUUUUUUUUUUAAAGCACUUCUUCGAAGUCCGAGGACAAAGAAUUUGCCACCGGGCUCUGUUGGUUAGAGAGCGAGGAAAAAUGAAAGCACUAGAUUUUGUCAAAUUCACAAGACUUUUACUGAGGUUGCUGCAUCUUUGUUCUUCACUGAAGUGUACACUCUGCUAUUUAUAAAUGAUGUGUAAAAAAGCAUUUUGGUCUAACUUGGACAACAAAGAACAAUAAAAAGUUGGUAUGAACUCCUGCUGCGUUCAUACACCAUUUGCAUUAUGUGGCGGUUCAUCAAAACCGUGAUUAAUUCAAGCUGUGUUUAGGAAAACUGUCUCCAUGCCAAAUUCUGUCCUCAGACCACAAACCCUGGGGGCUCCCCUGCUUGUCUCAGAAACCGACUAAGUAGAGAAUGAAUGCAGACAGGCUAGAGGUGGGCCUGAACCAAUACCCAGAUCUGAACACUCCUGAGCUUAGGAAAUGACUUAAAUCCAAACCCAGAUGCGGAUCUCAAUUUUGCAAAUGGCCAUUCCUCUCGGUAGAAGGCCAAACCAAAAUCCCAGAUCCAGACAUCCCGCAACCCAGUGGGAUGUUGAAGAUCUGAAUCAAAAUUAUACAUGAGCCUGAGCCUCGCUGAUACUGUUAAUGGAGCUAUGCCAAUUUAUACCAGCUAAAAUCUGGCCCGUAUGUGAUUAGUGUGUGAUAUACACACACACAUAUAACACGGGUAUCUGAUGAACUAAAAAACUUUUAUUGAUUUCUGUUUUGCCUAGCUCUGUCCCAUUACCAAUGCGAUUACACUAGCACAGAGGAUAAUGGCCAACUUACUUAUCUAAAUGUGGAAAAAAGAAUACAACCCGCUCGACUACAACUGUCUCUCUCAAGCUGUUCUGCUAAAAGUCUCUCUUGGUGAGUUCCCAGUGGUGACCAGACCUGGUUGGGAAAUGAUUUCCCUUCUCCUCUUUGAAAAAUGUCAACAAAAACUCCCUGGCCCCCCCCAUGGGGGGGAUGAGUUACUGAAGACACCGUUUUCAACAAAAGUGGAAAUAAGUUUGUGUACAUUUCAGUUCAGUCAAACAUUUUGAUGGAAAAUGUUCAUUUGGCUUGAGUGGUUGACAAGAUUACGCACGUCACCAGCGCUGCAAGAUACCCUAUAACGGGUAUUUUGUCUGGGAUCUGCAAAGAACCCAAACCAUAUUGACACCCUCUACCUGAGGCCUUCUUGAAAAUCCCAGUCUUUAUUUUUUAUAGCACUUGGGUGCCUGCCAUCUGAAACCACUGACACCAAAUAUGAGCUUUCAUUUUAUUUCCACCCAAAUUACCUGUUUGUUUCCUCUCCUCCCUAUCUCCUCCUAAGGAUGAUAGUGAGCAGGUGUGAAGAUGGUUUUAAUACAGCAGAGCAACUGAAAAGCAUUUUUAAGCACCCAAGGCUAAAUUUUGCCCAGGAAGGGUGAUAGAGUGAGACAUCGAAGGGUGGCCUAAGUGACAUGACGUUCAAUUCUGAUAUGGUAUGACUGGAAUCAGCGACAUCCCUUGGCAGGUCAGGACACUAAUCUUGUUACACUAGGGGAUACAGAAACACACCGCAGAAGAUUACAAGGAUCAAAAUCUAUCAGUGCCCGACCUCUGCCUGUAGCCUUCAGCAAGCCCAGGAAAUGGAGUGUGGCAGAUACACCUGACGCGACAAUAAACUUCCCUCAGUUCUCCAGAGGAAGCAGAAACUUCCCUAAGGUUCUUGUCAUCUUGCCUCAGGAGGAAAUUCCUUCCAGAAUCACAGUGUAGCAAUCCAUUGAACCUUAUGUGCAUCAUGUUACAUAUCUAAUCCCAUUUAUCUCCAGAGAUAAAAUUGGUAUGGAAUUGGUACCAUUGGAAUAUGGUAUAAAAUUGGUCCUGUUCUGACCGCUGAGUUCCUUCCCUUCUAUGCUCGUGUCACUCCAUUAAAAUCAACAGAGUGACACAUGGAUAAAACUUGAGCAAAGAACAGUGAGUCAGACUCCUGGUCUUCUUUUAAUCCUAAAGACAGCUGAUCAAGGGGCAGAGACUUUCGAGUCUUCAUCACUCUUUGGGGAGGAAUCUUUCCAUGUGGUACAUGUUUGUUUAUUUCCAGGAAUGUCUAUGCCGAAUUUGCCAGUGUAACCUGCAACCAUAAAUACAUAGGGAAGACAGAUCAUGUAUCCCACUCCCAGGAAUUUUAGGUGUUCAAAUAAAUUAGAACCCUGUUCCAAAUCACCCCUCAUUUUGGUUUGACAAAAUCUGGUACCCUGGUUCCAUCUUCUCUUACAUUCAACCAAGCUAGUCUGAAUUUCAAAGUUUUGAUUAAUUUCCAAAAACAAAACUGAGGAAAACUUUCAAUGAUUUUUUUUUGAUGAUUUACCCCUCUUUA
Molecule: messenger RNA, 4219 nt
Organism: Chrysemys picta bellii (western painted turtle)
Lineage: Eukaryota; Metazoa; Chordata; Testudines; Emydidae
Source: RefSeq, a predicted model, not a curated record